Zootoca vivipara (common lizard) is the source of this 6815-nucleotide messenger RNA. NCBI's taxonomy places the organism in Eukaryota, Metazoa, Chordata, Lepidosauria, Squamata, Lacertidae. The record is from RefSeq and is a predicted model, not a curated record.
ACACCCACACCCGGCGCCCUGAGCGAGCGAGCGAGGCCUCGGCCGUCCCCCGGAGCACAAGCGCAGCCGCUCAGCGCCGUGAGGCUUCGGAGGGAACCUGCCCGCGGCACGGGCUGUCCAUAGGCCCGCCUCUAGCUUCAAUCCGGUCCCUGAAUUUCGCAUUAGGGAGGAGGCGGCGCCUCGUGGCAGCAGCAGGAGGAGGGACGUUCCCAGGAGUUGUGCAAGCGGUUGUGAGCAGCGCAAGGAGGCCAAGCAGGUUUUGUGACUGCACCCCACACAGGAGCUGCUGGCAGUUUAGUUGUGUAAGCAGUAUCUGCAGAAAGACAGAGGAGAGAAGGAAAAGGUGGAAAGAAGUAGUGAAUUAUUUGUGAAGCUGAGGCAUCGUCCUAAUUGCUGCAACCUGCAUCCUCUCGUGUUCUUUUUGUGCAGACCCAGGUGAAGGACUUUACUCCCCCUCCCCAGAACGAUCCAGGCAACAAGAAGACAAACGGAGUAAGUGAAGACCACAGAGAGCCAUUGAUCCAUGUCUGCUUGAGGAGGCAACUGGCAAAUUAAACUGAAAAGAAGCUGUCUUAUUUGUUGCCCUUACAAGAUUUACCAUGUUUGGGACUGUGGUCAUUGGGAUUGGGAUUGCAGGAUCUGUGCGGAUCAGGGACUUGCUGAAUCCUUUGCCUUCCAGUCCUGCUGAGCAUCUCAGACUGUUGGGCUUUGUGUCUAGGAGACCUCUAGGUGAUGUUCAAAAAGUCAAGCAGAUAAGUCUACAAGAAGCUGUGGACAGCAAGGAGGUCGCUGCUGCCAUCGUCUGUACAGAUAACCAGAACCACAGCGAGACUGUCAGGAUGUUCCUGGAGGCUGGGAAACAUGUCCUUGUCGAGUACCCUUUGGCGCUGUCUGCAAAGGAAGCACGUGAGCUGUGGGAGUUGGCAGAGCAGAAAGGCAAAAUCCUCCACGUGGAACAUAUUGAACUCCUGACUGAGGAGUACAAGCAGCUGAAGAAAGAGGUGGCGGGGAAGGAGCUUGUGAAGGGAACCUUGCACUUCACAGGUGGUGCAUUGGAUGAAGAACGCUCAGGGUUCCCAGCUUUUAGUGGAAUUGCUCGUCUGACUUGGCUAGUUGAUCUUUUUGGGGACCUCACUGUUGUAUCUGCCACGAGGGAAGAGCAGAAAGAGAGAAAUUACUCCAGAAUGACUGCACAGUUUCAGACUGCAAAAAAGAGACCCCUGACUUGGAUUGAAGAAAGGGCACCAGGGAUGAAGCGGGACAAGGCCAUCAACUUCUGCUUCACAAGCGGGUGCUUGGAGAGUCUUCCCGAGGCCCCCCGUUCACAAGUUGGCAUCUUCAUGCAAGACCUGAUCCUCUUUGCCAAAAAGCUUUUGGGCCAGACAUCCCAAGAGGAAGUAGUGGCUGAAAAGAGGCGGAUUCUGCUGUGUCUCGACCUUGCCGAAGAGAUUCAAAGGCUCUGUGAGCGGCCAGUGAACAUCUACUCUUGAAACUGCUUGGGACUCGGGGCUGGGCUGCUUAGAACUGCUGCUGCUGCCGCCGCUGCUGCUGCUGCUGCUGCUGCUCCAGAAAUUGUUCUUUCUACCAUUCCCUUCUAACUUGCCAGACUCUCCAUUGUGACCAGUAAGACUUUUCUAACAAUUUCGGGCCAGUCCAGGUUUCCCAUGUACUUUACAGGUUUGGUUUAACCUGGCAAAAUGAAUAGUGUACCACUUUUGGCUUGCCUUAGUGAAGGAGUUGGCAAAAUGUAGCCUUCCAGCCCUUCAGACCUUCUUUUCUUUCCCCAGGACAUACCUUCUCCCUGGCCAUAUUCCUUCACCCCAGACCACACUCCUCACCAGCCUGGCUUUGUACCCUCCAUGAGUGCUUUUGCCUGGGUAGAAUGUGCUCUUGAAGUCUGGUAAUACUUGCUUUGCUUGGGUGGAAGACAAGAGGUAUAGGCACAUGUGUCGCCUACUGUUCAGAGGUAAAAUACAUGCAUUCGUUUCCUCUACUUUACCUUUGGCCCUGCCCACAACUGCCAUGGGUUGUGCAGAAGGGAUGCAGCCCUCGGGCUGAAAAGGUCCCCCACCCAAGCCUUAGUGUGUGGCAUCUUUCCAUUCAAAAGCCAGUGAACAAAUAUCUGGGUGCAUUGCUUCUGCUGGAGAUGCAACGGCAGGAGUGUGUGCCAUCUCAGCGAAUUACCUUCUGGUAGAAGAAACUUGGGAGUACUACACCCAAACUGCCUCUCAGCUGCUUUGCUAAAUGGAUCUGGUGCUAGUUUGUCCCUGCUCCUGCCCUAUUGCUUUGCGUCUGAUGAGGGCCAUUCCAAUGUUAUAAUGCCUGAAGCAAAAACCAACUAACCCAAUGGCAUCCACUCUUCAUUGAUUAUUAUGGGGUACAGUUGCUGGGAAACUCUACUGUGCAAUAGCCUUACUGUACCCUGUUGUUUCUAACUUAAGGGAAAGUCUACCUAAAUUGUUGUACGUGUGACCCUUAAAAGUACUUUUACUGAAAAUUCUGUUGCUGGACUAUCAUUAGCUCCUCUCUUCACUCAUAGAAAUGGUCUAGAGGUGUACAGCGAGUGACAUGAAAAAUUGGGGAGGACCAUAGAUCUCAGCUGCAACAAAUUCUGUAAUCUUGAAACUAUGUUUUGGAGAUAACAGAAAUUUCCCUAUAUGCUGCCGAGCUUACAGUGUUUUGUUCAUGCUAGCAGACAAUUCUUUUUUAAUGGCCAAAAUUCUAUAAACUGCCAGUUAGUGUAAGCUUUAUAGAGCCAAAAUUAUUAUUAUUUAUUUAUUUUCUAUACCGCCUUAUAUCUGAAGGUCUCAGGGCGGUUCACAUAAAAUGAAAGCCAUUGGCCUGAAUCAAAGGGAGUUGGGAAUUUUCACAAUAUAGAAAUGUUUUCCGACUCUCCUGCCCCUCCCAGGGAAGCGAAGAAAGUCAGUUGUUGCCUCGGGAAAUUGGUAUCACUUACAUGGGAAAGUGUAGUGCAUUUGAGUUGGAUCCAGAGUGAGGCUGGAAAUCCUAUGCCCAGUUACCAGGGAGUAAACCCCAUUGAAUUCAGUAGGAUUUGAAGAAAACAUGUAUAGGAUUACACUGUUAGUUCAACAUGAGUGGCAUUUAAAUAAGCGGAACAAGUUCAUAAUGACUUAACGCUUAUUGAUUUCUGUUGGAAGAAAUUUCAGUUAACUCACUCUGGAUCCAGCCCCUUGUUUUUUGAAAAAAUACUGCAGUUUUUACAAACAAAGGGCCUUUUUAUUUUAAUUUUUAAGACUGAUUUUUUUUAAAGAGAGAGAGAAAAGUCACUCACAUUCUGUGAUCUUCAGAGAUAGCACCUAAAAGCUACUCAUUUAGCAGCAGAGAUAGCACCUAAAAGCUACUCAUUUAGCAUAUGCAUGUUUACUCAGAAGUAAGUCACAUUUAUCUGGGUGUUAAACCCAUUGAUUUAUGGAGGGCUUAUUUCUGUAGACAUACAUAGGAUUGCAUUGGAAGCAAUGCCAGAUAAGAGUUAAGUGGAAUGUUGUUGCUUGCAGUUAUCUUUGUCCAGUUUAACUAUAUUUUAUUGCUGAUACAAAUGGAACUGAAGGAGGCAAAUUGUUGGUCGUUGUAUGCCUUUAAUGGCUGCCUCAGUUUUUUGUUUUCAGAAACGCCUCUGUUUCCUUGGAACCCUUUAUGUGAUGCACUGAAAUGCCUUGAUGCAUGCCUCAGAAACAUGAUUUUGUUGAUACAUUGUGCUAUAAAGUAUGCUGGUGAUUAUUAUAUGUGCUGCCUUGACUUUAAUAAAGACAUCUGAGCUCCAUUUACUCUUUCAUCAUUCUGUUUUCCUUCCUUCAUUUCUGCUCCCUGCAAUCUGGUCAUCUGGUGCGUCUUGCUUUAAAGCUGCUCAUGCUCUCUAAAUUGCUGGACAAUUUUCCUAUAUGCUUGACGGAGAACCCCACUAACUUAAAUCAUAGUCCUAUGUACCUUGCAAUAGUAAACAUGGUGUAUGUACUGUACCUUUCCCAAGUACCUGUGUGACUGAAAAUACAGGUGUUAAUCCUGUUUAGAGAGAAUCUGCAUGUUUCAUAAGGGUCCCGAGAUUUAUACAGUUUUACAGGCCAAAACCAGCAUCCUGAAUUGGCUUGGAAACAAACUGAUGCCUCUUGCUUUUCAGGACAGAUAGAAUAAUAGAAUCAUAGAGUUGGAAGAGACCACAAGGGCCAUCCAGUCCAACACCCUGCCAAGCAGGAAACACCAUCAAAGCAUUCUUGACAUAUGGCUGUCAAGCCUCUGCUUAAAGACCUCCAAAGAAGGAGACUCCACCACACUCCUUGGCAGCAAAUUCCACUGUUAAAUAGCUCUUACUGUCAGGAAGUUCUUCCUAAUGUUUAGGUGGAAUCUUCUUUCUUGUAGCUUGAAUCCGUGUCCACUUCUCUGGAGCAGCAGAAAACAACCUUUCUCCCACUUCCGUUUGGAUUGCCGUAGAAUAUGGCUGAAAAUACCAUCUCUACAGUUCCCACGGGGUAAUUUACGGGGCUGUAAAUGGGAGUAUGCAGCCUCCCGAAAUCUUCCCGGGGGGGGGGUGUACGGGAAGAUGCAGUCUCAUCCGCAGAUGCCCACCACCAGCUUCAACUUCGGAAGGAAGGAAGGGCUGGGUGCACUGGAUGGAAAGCUCCCAUGGGAGCCUGGAUCUCCCAGGAUGCCGACUCUGAGCAAAAACAGGCUCCAUGACAAGAGAAAGAUUGGAUAUAAGUUGUGGACAUGCUUCAGACAAGGAAAGAAGAUUUAUUCUGCAAAGCUCAGCCACUGAGAAAACAAAAGAUAACAGAGGAAUGUACCCAGGAGCAAGAAAUGGUAUGUGACGGAGCUGAAGGGGGGAGCGAGAACUUUAUAAUUCUGCUUUACUGUGCUUUACAAUUCACCUAACCAAACUCCCACCUGAAACAACAUUUAUAAAGAAAGUGAGGUUGAAAAGUAGGAAAUUUAUUGAAUUAACAUGGUUUCUUAAAUAUAUAAACUGUGUGAAUUGAAAAUAUAAAUAAUCAAAGUAUGCUUGGAUUCACUUGGAAUGUGGUUAAAGAUUCCUUAAAACAUGGACAUCAAAGAGAAGCAAUCUCAUUAGCGGCUGGAAACUUGUCAGGAAACUUCUGAGUUACGACGCAAUUAUAAUUUAGGUUCCGCCAUAUUGGAGAUAAAGCCGGCUACGAUAUUAGUCAAAGGGGGAGAGAGCCAUAAAUAAGACAUUAGAUGUGUGUUUAUAGUUCUGACUUGGCAAAAUCUCCCCUGAAAAGGCUAUAUUGAGUAGCGAUCUUGAGCAAUCUGGAGAAAACAUCACAGAGGCUUAAAGAUUUGAUUUAUGGGGACUGCUCAAAGAUGGUAGCUACUGGCUGUGAGAAGGAUCUUUGGAUUUCUGGACGGACUUUGCAAGAUACCAGCGUGCGAAGAGGCAGUGCUAAUUUACAGAGGAAUCAUAAGCAUAAAUUCACACAGAAAAAUUUACGGUUAAGUCAAACUUGCUUGCUCGAAUAACUCAGGGGCUUGAAAGAAGAUAUAAGGAUUUUAAUAGAUUAUUGGAUAAGAUCUGGACUAUAUUGAUGACUUAUUUUUCAGAAACCCAUGCUGACUUUUUGUGAUCACAGCGUUCCUUUCUAGGUGCUCACAGACUGUUUGCUUAAUGAUCUGCUCUAGAAUCUUUCCUGGUAUUGAUGUCAGGCUGACUGGGCGGUAAUUGUUUGGGUCCUCUCUUUUCCCCUUUUUGAAAAUAGGGAUAACAUUUGCCCUCCUCCAGUCUGCUGGGACUUUGCCUAUACUCCAGGAAUUCUCAAAGAUUAUUGCCAGUGGUUCUGAAAUCACCUCUGCCAGUUCUUUUAAUACUCUUGGAUGUAGUUCAUCUGGCCCUGGAGACUUGAAUACAUCUAAACUAGCCAAGUAUUCUUGUACUACCUCCUUACUUAUUCUGGGCUGUGUUUCCCCUGCUGAAUCAUCUGCUCCAUAUUCUUCAGGUCGGGCAUUGUUUUAUUUUUUGGAGAAGACUGAGGCAAACAAGGCAGAUGAGUGUGUAUAAAUGGUAGGUUACCUACAAUUUUUGUCUUUUGUCCUGUUUUCCACUGGCUUGUCUCCCCUAGAAGGGAAUGUUCCUCAGUCCAUCCCAUUCUCUAUGCCUUAAUUAAUAUAUAGGAUUCUUCCCUUACUUGGUAGUUUGUUUAUGUAACUACCAAGUAAAGCCUGCCUUUCAGGAAUCAAAUUGUGGACUGAAAUGUGAGUAAACUUUUACACAGAAAGACUUUUGUGUCUUUAUUCUUUUAAGAGGGAUUAAAGGGGACACCAGGAACGAAGAGAUUCAAACGAAUCUGCAAACUAGCUUCCAGCUAUAUUGAGGGGAAUCUGCUCUGCUACAUCACUUACUAGCGUGAAUGAAGGAAGGAUAUGGUAGUAUUUAUUCAAUAUAUCCUUUCCUACUAUCCUUAAUUAAGUCUAAUUGAGGAGAUAAUUCCCCCGUCUUCACUUUCCUCAACAAUUCAUUCUUCUUAUGUGCUUUAACUUACAUUUGUAUAUCAAAUGUUGUUCUGUGUACUUUGAUAUGAACUGUAAUAAGCUGCAGCUUUAAAAAAUGGUAAUCCUCUCAAGAUGGCCUCCCACUAGCAGAACUGGUCCAAUUGGAUUCAUCAUCUGAUCUAAUUGGUCUCUGUCAGGCCGGCCAGCCCCCCCUUGUCCCUGAAUUACCUAUUUAUUACAGAGAAAAUGGCAUUGCGCUUUCCUUUUGGUGUCUUUCUAGAGUCCAUCAGCUUUGACCUGAAGGAUUACCCACACUCUCAAGAGGGUGCUGGAGGAGACUCUUGAGAGUCCCAUGGACU